AUGUUAUACGAGCAAGCCAUUGUUUAUUACCAAAAGGCAAAAACUGUCCGAGUCCCGGUCGAGAUUCCUCUAGCCUCCAGAACCCAGCGGAUGGCCAAGGCAAGUUUGGAUGCGCUUACACAGGCACAAAAACACAUCUAUUCUUCGGACGGUAGCGAUAUCGAACACAUUUGUGUUGCAUGUGGUAUUGAGGCUGAGCGCAUGCCUGUCUGUGCUCGUUGCAGACGUGUUCGCCUGUGUAGUGUUGCCUGUGCCCGAAAGUCGGACCACAAACGACAUUGCAAGAAAAGGGUUACCUUCGCGUAG
Molecule: messenger RNA, 306 nt
Organism: Umbelopsis ramanniana AG
Lineage: Eukaryota; Fungi; Mucoromycota; Umbelopsidomycetes; Umbelopsidales; Umbelopsidaceae
Exons: 1
Coding region: 1-306 (101 amino acids)
Source: RefSeq, a predicted model, not a curated record